This is a messenger RNA of Fraxinus pennsylvanica, 1731 nucleotides long. The record is from the annotation of a GenBank genome assembly. NCBI's taxonomy places the organism in Eukaryota, Viridiplantae, Streptophyta, Magnoliopsida, Lamiales, Oleaceae.
AUGGAAUCCCCUCCUCUGCAACCUCUCCACUGCCCUACAGAACCCUCCGCCGUGAACGACAGCGCCGCCGCCUAUCCAAUGCCGGAAAUUCCUCCUGGCCCAUCAAGCUCGCGUUUAAUCAACGGCUCAAAAUCCAAAAGGAAAAAUAAAAAGAAAAAGAAAACCCCAGUUACAGAACCCUCAUCACCACCAUCAUCAGUAUCAUCAUCGGAUAAUUGUUCUUUUACAUCGUCUUUUUCAAGUUCGAAGCAAAAAGGUCUCAGGAUUUUUAAGAAUCCUAAAAGAAUUCGAGUUGGGUCCACCACGAACCGGAGAAGUACGAAUUUCAGAAAUAUUAAUGUUGAUACCCUUGCUCUUCCUCUGGGAAUGUCAAUUGCUGCUGUUGUUUCCCAGGUUUUGGACAAGAAAAAUGCAUCUGGAGAGAAGAUAUCUGUGGAUUAUCUGACUGAGAUUUGCACAUUGGCUGUCAGAGAGUCUCUAGCAAAUGUUUUUGGCGACAAGUUUGAUGGUUUUGUAAGGAAUUUUAAAACUUCAUUCCGAAGUACCUUCAUGACUCUAAGAUUAAUCUAUGAAUCCUCCCAAAAUGUCGGAGGCAAUGGACAAUGGGCACGGUUAUCUAACAAUAACAAACUACAAGAUCCCGUAUGCAUCUGUGAUACUAAAGAUGGCUUGGAAUCAAUUCCACAUACAACCAACAGUGAUGAACAAAUACGCACUCAUGAGCAUACCGAAGAGGAUAGGCCAUUGGAUUUGAUAAAUCGGCAACUUGUUCUCCAUGAUGGGCAUACAAGUCAACAGUUGUCUUGUUCUUCAAGCACCACAUCUCAUUCUGAAGUCAACCAAUUGAUGCUCAGCACCUUCGAAAAAUCAGUUAUAGAGCAAACUCGUUCUAAUGAACUGAAGGCAUUUGAGAUUAGUCUUGCUAUGAAAAAGCUGCAACUUAAAGAAGCCCAACUGGCUGUCCAUUCGGAUGCAAAUUUCUUGGAAAGAUGUAAAAUAUCUAUGGGUUUUUCUAAGGCUUCCUUUAAGGUGGAAAAAUUCAAAACUCAGUUACUCGAUACGAGACAAGUGGAGUUGCUUAAAAAAUGCUUAGACUUUCUAGUUGCGGGUUUAUUCACCAUGUUGUUCUCCCUUGGGUAUGGAGGUUAUGUUUAUUCUCAUAGAAGAAUAACGGAAGCUACAGAAUCGUGCUCACCUUUUAAGGAAACCAAGUCUUGGUGGAUGCCAAAAUCAAUGGCAACUUUCAGCUCGGGUCUACAAUUAUUAAGGUGUCAAGUUCAAGUUUUAAGUCGCAUGUUGUUUGCCGGACUAAUGAUCGGAGCAAUUGCCUUUUUGCUUAUUCAGAGAUCUGCUGUAACAAAUCAGACUAUGCCUAUUACUUUCAUAAUGUUGCUAUUGGGAGUUGGAUGUGGGUAUGCAGGAAAAUUUUGCAUUGAUACAUUGGGAGGCAGCGGAAAUCAUUGGUUAAUGUACUGGGAAGUUUUAUGCUUGCUGCAUUUCCUAUCCAAUAUUUGGACUUCAACUUUGUUUCUUAUUCUCUAUGGGUCCAUCAACGUCUCAGAUAAGGUGAACGACAGUACGAUAUUUCCAUAUUGGAUAAGGAGGUUUAUGUUCUUCUCUGCACUGCUACUUCUCCCAUUGUUGUGCGGUUUUAUGCCUUUCGCGAGCCCUGGUGAAUGGAUCGAUCAUUUUUCAUCACGGGCUAUGCAUUUUGUGUCAGAUGCAGAUUGA